AUAUGUGUCUGUAUGUUCAAAUAAAUGUGGAUAUACAUAUAUAAUGUAAGGGGUGUAAGAGGCUGGAAACGUCGGUUUGCCUUUAAGUGUGACGAACCGUGUGGGAAACAUGUUGUGAGUCUAACCGUGGCUUAUAAACAUAGACGACUUCAUACCACACUUCAUUUUAUCAAAUAACGUCUUCCCGUGCAUACACAGGACUAUUACUCUGGGCAUCGCUGGAGAUAACAUUUGUCGCACCGGAAAGGUUUUGGGAAUUUUUUCAUACAUCUUUUGAUUUUAAUUCUCUGAUUAUUUCGACAGAAAGAAAAUGGUUGGGAGUUAUAACAGAAGAAUAGAAGCACCUGACUAUUUUGAAACUAUGCAUGCUCCGUCAUUUUGGUUUAUUUCGUGAAGUUUUUGAAUACGACGUCUGAUAUAAGUAUACACGAUUGUGUAUGUAUGUAAUACAUGUGUGGUAGUAUAUAUAUGUAUAUACAGAUAUCUACCUACAAAAUAUAUAUGUGAUAAUCUUUUUAAAUAUACAGAAUGUGAGGCGAGGAAAUUGUCCUCUUUUUUCUCAGGUAGUUAGAGUUUGAAAACUUUUGAAAAGAAUUUGGAUGUUUUAUUAUGUGAAUGGCGUAAAAAGCCCGUGUGUUACGCGAGUGGAUCUAUACGUUACAAAAGAGUGUUUGUUUUCUCACGGAGUAUAUUAAGCAUUAUGAGGAGAUUGAGAACGUCUUGGCUGUUACAACUUGUGAUAACUUUACUAUGCUUUCAGAGAUGCACAACAAUUCGAUGGUUGGCAUUAUAUAAAUCCAAACAUAAAGAGUGGGAAAGUCAAAAACAUUGUGUAAAAGCAUCUGGUCUUCUGCCCAGACAAAGACGUUUAUGUAAAGACCACUUAGAAAUAAUGCCUACGAUUGUAGGUGCUUCUUUAUUGUCAAUAGAAACAUGUCAAAGUCAAUUCUCAGACAGAAGAUGGAACUGUUCCUCCAUUUCUCAAGUUCCAACUAUUCCACGAGAUUUGUCACGAGGUACUCGUGAACAAGCUUAUGUUUAUGGUAUAGCAUCAGCAGCAUUAUCUCAUUCUGUAGCUAGAGCAUGCAGUAUUGGUGUAACAACUAAAUGUAGCUGCGGAGCUUUACCCAACACAGCACCCAAUGGAGCUUUUAAAUGGGGUGGUUGUGGGGACGACGUUCACUUCGGUUUAGGGUGGGGAAAAGCUUUUACAGAUGCUUCUUUAAAAUCAAAAAAAGGGAAAUCCAAAUCUUCAAAGAAAGCCAUGAUGAACAGACAUAAUUUUGCAGCGGGUAGAAAAGUAGUAGAAUUUAGUCUAACAACAGCUUGCAAGUGUCACGGUGUCUCUGGAUCGUGUUCAAUAAAAACGUGUUGGAAAGCACUGCCAGAUUUUGAUUCUAUCGGAGCAACGUUAAAAAACAGAUACGCUUUAGCAGUGGAGGUGAAAAGAAAACGAAAGAAAAAACAAAAAGUUCUAGUUCCUAUUAUGGCAAAUAAAAAAUCAAUUCGAUCAGAUGAACUUAUAUAUUAUACUAAGUCGCCAGAUUAUUGUAAUCCGGAUCCUAAAAGUGGUUCCAUAGGAACACAGAAUAGAUUAUGCGAUAACACUAGUCCAGGUUCAGGCGGGUGUGACGUCAUGUGUUGUGGGCGUGGCUAUGACAAUUUUAAGAUGGAGGUUAUGGAGCGUUGCGAGUGUAAAUAUUAUUGGUGUUGUUAUGUGAAGUGUAAAACCUGUGUAAAAACGCUCAACCUCAGCAAAUGCAGAUAAAAUUAAAAAUAAAUAUAAAUGAGAGGACUAACAAAAAUAGUGACGUCACUGUGUGACGUAACAUCAACGCGCACUUAAAAGUUUUGAAAUUGUGCCAGAGACUAUAUAUUAUGGUAACCCCUAAUGCUGUAAUUUAUUUGAUACUGCCUAUAGUUCGGUGUUGUUCAUGUCGGGUGUAUAAUGGACUUAUAUUAUUUGAUAAUCGAGACUAUGAGGUUGGGUAAGUCAAAGAGUUCUUUGAGUGAAAAGACUUUUUGUGAAUUUGAAACUGGAGUGACACUCAGACUGAUAAAGAGCUAAUGAACCUCAGAAACUUUUGUUAUUAUUUCUUUAUAUAUAUUGAAGUAUAAUUAUUUGAUUAAUCUAUGAUUACGACGUUGUCUUGUGUACAUUAUUGUAGUAAUAUUUAAUAAUACAAUUUAUCAUGUACGUUUGUCUGGUUUGUGACAACUCCAAACGUAUUGUUUACUUGUCAAAUGAGUGUUUAAAGGAGCUCGAGCGCGGCUGAAAAACACUGCAUGUUGUGUGAAAUAAUAUGAUUUUACCUCAUGUUGUAGUUAUACAGUGAAAUAAGAGGUGUCGGUGUUUUAGCUCGAUCAUUAAGAGAUGGAAUUUUCAUACAAUUGGCACAACGGGUUGCAGACAUACAAUAAAUAAUGUUUUGCAGUUAAUCUUCUCGCGGACCUUUAAGGCUAUAUAUUAUUGAUACAGGCUUUUCCCAGACUAGAUUUUGUUUUGUCGCACCCACUCCCAUUUUAUCAGGUCGUAUAGCCCUGUUUGGCGAGGUAUUGUCAGGACAAGACAUUUUUUACUCAAAUUUGUAACCUUUCUAAAACUGACUAAGAAUUAUUUUUGAUUUGGGUCAAAAAUGCAUUUGGCGAUUUCAUUGGAUAUUAUAUGUUUAUUUGUUUGGUGGGAUGGCAGGUAAAGCCAUUUUUGAGGCAGGGUAAGCUCAAAACUGAAGUAAUAUUGGCAACCAAACAUACUUACUCUCAAUCAAGCAUAUCAAAUCAACCCAAUUCAAUGCCCAGUUUUGACCUAAUUGAAAGAGGUUUAACUCCUUUAAAGUAUAGAAAGUGUUCGGGGCUUCAUGAUAAGUUAUAUCUGAACGCAUGUACAUGUUCCCUGCUUUUAGUAAUCUUUUUGUAAUAAUCUAUCUGGGUUACGAAUAAAUAAAGUUUUUUGUCCGCAGGGCAGGGUCAUGUCUCUGUCAGUUUAGCAAACAAAAUUAUCAAGCAAUCAAAAAGAAAUUUCGAUUUUUUUUUCAAUUUAUGUGUCAGGAAUUGGUGAUGAAAAUAAGCCUUACAUUAUAUUUGGUUUGAACAAAUAUGGCCAGCAUGUUCUCAUUGAUAGACUGGAUAUCAUGGCAUUGAUAAGUCAUCCAGUGGGGAAUCGGCCAUUUUGUUAACAAAACCAUAGGGUAUACGUUGAUAAAAGUGAGUUCAAGAAUACAAAUCAAAUACCAAAUUGGCCUUGUAUGAAAUCUUCAGCUCCAAGUGUUCAGGAAUUUUAUUGUUCAAAUGUAUGAUAUUCGCCUCGAUCACGUAGAAAUUGGAAGUUGGUAUGUCUUGGAAAAAAGACCACAGAAUUUCAAAUAGUUGACAGGACUAGGAUAAAAGUUCCUAGUUUGUCACACAAAAUUAAGUAGUUGUAUUCACUAAAAUAUAUUUGGGAUUCCUCCUUUGAGCAUAUACGUCAUUUAGUAUCUAUUGUAGAAUUACGUGUCUAUACACAAUGUUUGAUUACGACUUGUAAAUAUAAUACAGUUCAUUAUUUUACCCUCUGGUGCCGUAAGACUUGAAAGUCUUAUUUGUAGACCUCAUGCUUUCGCCACAAAUAGCACUGUCGUGUCCCUAAAUAAAUGUAUUUAAUUUAAACUGGAUGACAGAGUUCCAGUCGCACAUUUUCAAGGACAAUGUACUUUUAGACCUGCUUACUGAACUAGUCAUGUGUAGGUAUUAGUGCUAGUAUUUCACCAAGGGCCUGAAUAGUACUAGAUUGUUCUGUAUAUUGUAACCCAUAUCAGUGAGGCUAUUAAGAUUGUUUUUCAAAUUUAAAGCUAAUUUAAAAAAAACCCAUUGAAUCACAACCUUUCUCGCGGUUCAGGUAAGCAUUAGCUUCAAUUGGUAAGGUUGGGAUAAUUGGUGUAGGUCUACAAUACUGAAUAGACCCGAACAUAUCGUUCUUUUUGUGAUAGUUAUCAAAUUGAUAAAAUGGUUUUCAGUGUCGAUCAUCUAGUUAUACGACAAUUAUAUCGCCACCUUUACCAACCUUAAUAAUGGAUCGAAGGAAAGGCCAAGAUCUGAUAUAAUUAUUGAAUUAAUGUGUUUAUCCCAUACAUAUUUACACACUCUUCCCCUUUCACCUAAAGAGUAACAUUUAUUGAAAUAUAAUUAUUGACAUAUAUUAUAAAUGUAAUUUAUUGACAAACUUGCCAUUGUAUUUUGUAUAAAUACCUAGUUUAGCAAUCAGAGGCCUUUAAAGAUAUAUUCCUUUAGUGAUAAAUAUGUCAUCAGUUAAACCCCAUUACUUAUUUUUAUUAAUGACCUACAGUGUGGUAAACUUGUAAUUGAAGGAAUAACAUGAUAUACCUAUCUCGAAUCUCCACAUCAACCAAUCUCAUUAUCAAUUCAAGUGCGUUUUAAUUUGCCAUAUAGUACGACCAAGAUGAAGAUCGAUCCGUCAUUUAGUGGACUGUUGCAUAAUUACGAUGCUGGUUGCCAGAGGAAUAUAUCUUUAAUGGUUACUUAUAUUGUAUUUUGUGUUGACGAUAUAAAGUCUACAGUUUUGUGUCAUCUUCAUUAUAACAAGGAAACGACAAUGAGAAAAAAUAAGUAUUGUCAUUGCCUUGGUUAUAUGUAUGUCAAAUUAAAGAUGAAGCAAUACAAUGUUUGAAACUAAUCCAAUACGUGUAAAAUUUUGUCCUGUUAUAUAGUAAUAUAUAAUAAAGAUUAUAAUUCAUAAAAUCUUAA
This is a messenger RNA of Patella vulgata (common limpet), 4740 nucleotides long. Its product is annotated as protein Wnt-11b-2. The transcript has 5 exons. The record is from RefSeq and is a predicted model, not a curated record. Gene Ontology annotation, biological process: cell fate commitment; canonical Wnt signaling pathway; neuron differentiation. Gene Ontology annotation, molecular function: cytokine activity; frizzled binding. The coding region runs from base 701 to 1768 and encodes 355 amino acids. Gene Ontology annotation, cellular component: extracellular region. NCBI's taxonomy places the organism in Eukaryota, Metazoa, Mollusca, Gastropoda, Patellidae.